Pipra filicauda (Wire-tailed manakin) is the source of this 1296-nucleotide messenger RNA. RefSeq names its product striatin interacting protein 2 (gene STRIP2). The record is from RefSeq and is a predicted model, not a curated record. The coding region runs from base 1 to 1296 and encodes 431 amino acids. Gene Ontology annotation, cellular component: cytosol. The transcript is spliced from 10 exons. Gene Ontology annotation, biological process: cytoskeleton organization. NCBI's taxonomy places the organism in Eukaryota, Metazoa, Chordata, Aves, Passeriformes, Pipridae.
AUGGAGGCGGCGGGAGGCGGCGGGACCCCCGCACCGGGACCGGGAACGGCACCGGGACCGGGAACGGCACCGGGACCCGGCCGGGCCCGCCCGGCACCGCCCCAGCCCCCGUCCCCCGCGCAGACACAGUCCAAGGGCCGCGAGCUCUUCAGGACCCAGCGCAAGGAGUCCGAGGGCUCCGUGGACUGUCCCAACCUGGAGUUCGAGUACGGGGAUGCCGACGGGCACGGCGCCGAGCUGGCAGAGCUCUACAGCUACACCGAGGAGCCCGAGCUGAGCCACAACAGGAGAUGCUUCGAGGAGGAUUUCCAUGCUCAAGUGCCGGGCAGGAGGUGGCUGGAGCUGGACGGGGCCCAGCAGAAGGCCUUUGUCAUGCGCCUGCUGGACGGGCUGGAGGUGGUCAACAGGGACAGGAGGCUGCGGGUGGCCCGGGCCAUCCUCUACCUGGCACAGGGUGUGUUUGGGGACUGCGAUAACGAGGGCGAUGUCCUGCACUGGUCUCGGCACAACAGCUUCCUGCUGUACCGCCUGGGCACCUUCUCCGCCUUCCUGGAGCUGCUCAACAUGGAGAUCGAGAACAGCCAGGCCUGCAGCAGCGCCCUGCGGAAGCCGGCCAUCUCCCUGGCUGACAGCACGGAGCUCAGGGUCCUGCUCAGUGUCAUGUACCUGAUGGUGGAGAACAUCCGUGUGGAGCAGGAGGCGGAUCCGCCCGAGUGGAAAACCUGCCGGGAGACCUUCAGGAUGGAGCUGAGUUUCCCCGUGCACACAGAGGAGCCGUUUGCUCUCCUGCUCUUCACGAUGGUGACCAAGUUCUGCAGCGGCCACGCUCCACACUUCCCCAUGAAGAAGGUCCUGCUCCUGCUCUGGAAGGUGCUCCUGUUCACGCUGGGCGGGUUCGAGGCCCUGCAGGCCAUGAAGGUGCGGCGGCGGGAGGAGCUGGGGCUGCCCCCCCUGCCCGAGGACAGCAUCCAGGUGGUCCGGAGCAUGAGGGCGGCCUCUCCUCCCACCUACUCCAUCGAGCUCGUGGAGCAGCAGCAGCAGCAGAAGCGGGGCCACCGCAGCCGCAGGCCCCUGGUGAAGCAGGACAGCUUGGACAUCUACAACGAGAGAGACCCCUUCAAGAACGACGAGGCAGGAGUGGAGGAGGAGGAGAACGACGACGUGGACAGCGGGAUCGAGGGGGAGCUGGACCUGAUGGAGCGGGACACGAUCGUCCCCCCCCUGCCCCCCCAGCGCCUGCCCAUCGAGAGGGUGUCCUUCCCCAAGGGGCUGCCCUGGGCCCCCAAAGUCAGGUAA